Molecule: messenger RNA, 1614 nt
Organism: Ahaetulla prasina
Lineage: Eukaryota; Metazoa; Chordata; Lepidosauria; Squamata; Colubridae
Gene: SMIM44
Product: small integral membrane protein 44
Exons: 3
Coding region: 232-720 (162 amino acids)
Source: RefSeq, a predicted model, not a curated record
CCUGCCGUUUCUUAAUCUGUCGUGCUGCUUUGGCAGAGCCACAGGAGUCACAGCGACAGACUUGCCUGACUUCUGUCGGGUGACAGCGCUUUGCCGCUUUCUAACUGCUGCAACUGCAAAAUUUGAAGAAGACCGCUCGAGCGCCUUUGAGGUGGGGAAAUCCCGCCACUCCGAUCCUCAAAGGCUGCGGAGUCUCCUUUCACAAGCAGCCAAGCUCAACAUUACCGAAGUAUGGAGCUUACCUCACAAAUACAGCUAGCAAACAUCAGCAUCUCAAAUCAUACAGAGACCAUGGCUCUUCUAUCUCAGUAUUCCUCUUCCUCUGAGCCCCUUUACAGUGACUACCAGCCUCCACCUCUUGAUUUCAUCCCUGUGCCCAAGGCUGUGCUUUAUAUGCUCAUGGCUGUCAUGGUGAUAGUGAGUGUGGCUUAUGCUAUUAUUGGUCAUUUAAUCAAGGACCUGGCUCAUGACUUAGCAGCCCAAAAGACUUGCUGUCUUCUUGCUCCACAUAAGGCCAUCUUUCCCAGGUGUUGUGAGGAAACCGCCACGUAUGAUCUGGGGAAGAAACAAGAAAGCCUUAUGCAGCCAACAACUGCCUCACAAAGGACCAGGCAAAGCAUCUUUGAUCAUCAGCCGGAGCAAGAAGAUGGUAAGGGUGGCAGGGGCCAUAGAAUGCAGGGAACCAGAUGGGGUGGGGAAAGAGAUAAGCAAGGGAACUGAAGUUACCCUGUGGUAUUUCAUAAAUGCUGGUAGGCUGCAAGGCACCCAAAUUUUGAUCAAAUGACUGUAGAGGUGCUGCAACAACUGUUACUUUGGGGACUGGUAAUAAGUCCCUUUGUCCAGCACCACCUUAACUUCCAACAGUUGCUGAACAAACGGCUCUAAGUUGAGGACUAUUUGUCUUAUUUUUGAGUGAUGUACUGAUUGCUUAUCAUGGGAAAAGAAAAUAUCAUGCUAGGCAUAGAAGACAACCACAGAAUCAUAAUAAAUCUUAAUUCUCUACUGGUUUUCUUUCAGUGAAUGUUAUUUCAGGAAUAUAUUUCAGGAAUAUAUUUAUAGGCCUAAAGAGACAAGUAUUCUUAGAACUGAAAUGGUGAGAAGGAUAAAAUCUGUACUCCAUAACCUUCUCUCUGCCCUUGUACCAUCUUAAUGUACAAAAUCUAAAACUAACGAUCUUUUUCUCAGAAUGGUCAACUGGAAUUUAAUAUCUGAACUGUAGAAUGCUUUAGACAUUCUAUAAAACUCUCUUGAAAGUCUUGUUCUCCAACAUAUAAACAUUUGUAUAAUUUCCCCCCAUCAGUGGUGGGUUUUACUUUUUACUACCGGUUCGCUCACACGUGCGCAGAGCAUAUUUGAUGACUUCCAGGUGGGUGGGUGGAGCCUCCUGCCAUCAUUACUACUGGUUCUCCUGAAGUGGUGCAAACUGGGAGCAAUCCAACAAUGUCCCAUAUGUAACACAUCCUGGGUGAGAAUCUUUUCCCCUAAUAUAUGCCUUUCAUUGUAUCAGGAAAACAAGGAGUAGAUCUGUACUCAGAAAUACUGCAAAAUUAAAUGGAUGCUCAUACCACCUAAAUCAGCUAUAAUAGUGAUUGUAAAUACUAUAUUUAGUGUAAU